This is a messenger RNA of Leptonychotes weddellii (Weddell seal), 1492 nucleotides long. The record is from RefSeq and is a predicted model, not a curated record. Lineage: Eukaryota; Metazoa; Chordata; Mammalia; Carnivora; Phocidae.
UUGGUAGGUUUGACGCCAGUGAACAACAAAACAACUAUGUCACCUUCAAAGGAAGCUGCUCCUCUUUCUUCUUCCUCAUUAUCUUCUCCCUCAUCUUCGCUGCCAUCUUUUUCUUCAGCCAGUGUCCCGGGGAAUGCUCUGGAUGGCUUCUCCCUACCUCAGGUGACAGCUAACAACCUGCCCUCACAGGUCUUAAGAGGUCACUCCAGCCCUUCCACUCCAAUCUUUCUGAGGCGUGCCAGAGCCCAAGGGUUACCCAAGGACAUGCCCCUGUAUCUGCCUCAUGGCCAAGUGCUGGAGCGGGCAGAGUACUGCAUGGUGAGGCCUGGUGGAGAUGGCCUCACCAGCCCCCAGCCGCCCAGCCUUGCAGAGAUGGCUUCCGAUGGGUGUCAGGGAGCAGAGGCCCCUCUUCGGAAUACCAGAAGCAUCCGCAGAGGCCCUCACCCCACUGGAGGGAAAGACAGGUGCUUGCCAGACCAAAAGCUAUCUCCCAGGGCUGGAGAGGACCCAGGAGAAAAGAACACUGGACCCAGAAGAGGAGAGGAGGAUGGGUCAGAGCUGGAAGAGGGGAAGAAGCUGGACUUGAAGAAGUUAGUCCUCACUCCGGAGCAGAAGACAAAGCUGCUGGACUGGAACCAUUCCAUCCCUGAGAGUAUGAGCCUGGAAGCUGGGGCACAGUCUGCCCAGAGAAGUACUGACAGUGGUAGGGGAGGCUGUGUCCUGAAACCAGUUAGUCCCUUGCUGCUCCCCCGGACAGCGAGAGAGACCCCGCCCCCCCAAGGAAGGGCUCAGGAGAAGACGGGGACCCCAGCUGAACGGGCUCCACCCAAGUCCCCACUUCGGCUCAUAGCAAAUGCCAUCCGAAGGUCCCUGGAGCCCCUCCUCCCCAACUCGGAAGGUGGGAGGAAGGCCUCUGCCAAGCCAGAAUCAAAGACCUCGCCCACCAGCCAGCCGCAUGCUUGCACUCGCUCCUUCAGUCUUCGCAAAACCAGCUCCAAUAAAGACGGCAACCAGCAGUCCCCGGGGAAGGGCAUGGCGAGCAGGGCCUCAGCCUUCUUCUCCUGGGCCUCCCCACCUGCCAGGGCUGCCCAGCCAUCGUACCCUAACCCUCCUGACCUUGCCCUCUGCACCCAUAGCUUGCCCAACCGACCGUCCAAGAUGUUUCCUGCACUCAUGACCCCGCCCCGCCACAAGAUGGAAGAUGUUCCCACACUCCUUGAGAAAGUGAGUUUGCAAGAGACAUCCCCAGAUGCUUCUCAGGUUCCAAAGGGAAAAAUCUCGCUCUUUCCCUCCUUCAGACUCAAAGACAAAUCUUUUGAGAGUUCCCUCCAAGAAUCCAAACAAAGAAAGGACCUCCAGGACCUCUUUAGCACCCCCAGGGGGGCAGGGGAGCCGGCGGACAGCACCCAGCCCCUGGAGAAGUUGGCACAGCCUUUCAGUAGCACCUGCCUGGGGCAGAGGGUCCGUCCUCCUUCUCCAGACAAAGAUGCAA